Ectocarpus sp. CCAP 1310/34 is the source of this 3986-nucleotide messenger RNA. Lineage: Eukaryota; Phaeophyceae; Ectocarpales; Ectocarpaceae. The record is from the annotation of a GenBank genome assembly.
GCGUUUUGGUGCCCAAACACAUUGACAACAACAACAACAACUAACAACACUGAAGAUUCGUCCGGCUAGACACGGCUUCCCCCCCCAGCGAGAAAGCAAGGAAAGCAAGCAGCACAGACGAUGAGCCAAAAGCAACAGCCUCCCGCCGAGAGCGGGAGAACUCCAUGUUCGAGGGAGCAACAGCAGCAGCAGGUCGGAAUGCCGGCGGCGGGCUGUGGAACCAAUGCGAGUACCAUAUUUUGUCAGUGUGGGUGUGGGGCACCAGCGGAGGCGGCUGCGGCGAUUCAUGCCGCAGCUGCCGGGCGGCGGCGGCAGCAGCAGAGCCAGCAGCAGCAGCAGCAACAGCAACAAUCGGGAGCCCAUCACCCUCACACGGCGCAAUUUCCGGCGAUGAACGGUGGUCAGGCUAUGAUGCACCCUGCGAUGUACCAACGGCCAACUCCGUAUCCGGGCCAGCAAGAUAUGCACUACCAGCCGCAGUUCGCAACAGCCUCGGCCAUGUCCCAGUACGCGGCCUACGGCGGGAGAUUGCCGGCCGAACUCCACGUGGCCGCGGACCCGUACAGGAACGUCCACCACCACCACCUGCCGUACAGCGCCUCCGUGGAACUGCCGCGGGGGGGCUACCUGGUGCCGGCGUCCCCGCACGGCGUCCCGGCGUCCGCCUACCUCGCCGCCCCGGGCCCCGGCGGCCUUAGCUACUAUCGCCAGUUUCCCCCCGGCAUGGUACAGAUGGCGGCCGGAGCGAUCCCCGGCGACGGGGAGCCAUCGGCCGGGGCCAAACUGGCGGCGGCGAUAUCAUUCGGCGGGGGCGUUAGCGGCGGUGGGGCCGGCAGAACCCCGCCAGAAAAAGCCCCGCCUCCAUCCCCGUCGGCGGCGGCGUCCUCCGGCUACCCCACGGGCGGCGGACUGACGGCGGCGGUGGCGGUGGGAGCGGCGGCGGGAGAAGGCGGCGGAAAGCAACCGAAAGAAUCCAUACUAGAGUCGCUGCUGGCGGCGAGGUCGGAGAGGCUGUCGGCCGGGUCGAUGGAAGCGGAGGAGUUAUCGUCCGGAGAGGCCGCCGGUGCCAAGAGCAACUGCGGCGCGACGGCUGCGGCGGCGGCGGCGGAUCGAGAAAGCGGGUGCUCCCCUUCCUCCCCGCUGCCGCCCAAUCUGCAGCAGGACACCGGCGCGCACGCCGCCGUAACGGGCGGCGGCAAAGUCGGCAUCGAAGCGGGCGACAAGUCUCUAGCGGAGGAGCAGCGGCAGGCCGUGGAGGCCGCACAUGGCGCAGUGACGGCGGCGGCGGCGGCACCUUCGAACAGCAGCCCCGACGGCGGGCGCACGGUGGCCGCCGCCGCGCCCCUGGCCGCGGCGGCGAACGUUUCGGCGGCGGUGGCGAUGCACCUCACCGGGCUGUCGGGGAGUUUCUCGGGCGUGGGCGGCAUGCACCACGGGAUCGGGACGAUGCAGGGGGUCGGUGGGAUGGCCGGGAUGAGGGGAAUGCCACCGCCCACGGCGGUGACGGUCUCCCCCGCGGGCGGGCCGGCGGCCAUGCAGCCAUACAUGGCCCCGGUGGGUGGGUUGCCGUCUCCCUCGCCGACGGGAGCGCCCCACCAACCGCAGCAGCAGCAGCAGCCGCAGCAGGUCCAGCAGUGUCAGCAGCAGCAUUCGGCGACGGGCUUCGCGAGCCACGACGCGUUCGAGGAGCACAUUCGGCAGCAGGAGAAGAAGCUGCAGAAGCGCGCGGCCAACCGCAAGUCGGCCCAGCUCAGCCGCAAGCGGAAGAAGGCGCUCAUCGAGGAGCUGCGGUACGAGAACCAGGACUUGCAGCGGCACGAGGACAUCCUCGAGGUGAUUCCGGACCCGGUGUUCGCGUUCGACACCGCCAACGGCCGCGUCUGGUUCGCAAGCACCUCGGCGUCGGCGCAGUUUGGCCUGUCGGUGGAGGACCUGACUUCGGCGUGCUUCUUCGACCUCAUGACCGAAGACUGCUCGAAGCGCCUGCGCGUCCUCAUCGACACCGCCGCGAAGGAGGUCUCGGAGACAAACAGCUCCCUGCUGCACGAGCGCAUGACCGUGAGGUUCAAGAAAAGGAAAGGGGCCAUCCUUCUGGGCGAGCUGAGCGGCCGCUUGUCGCAACUGAACGGCGUCACGACGGCGGUGUGUAGCGUCAGGCCGCUCUCCCUGGCGACAGACGACAUCGUGGGCAAGGGGUACAUCGGGGAUGCGAGCGUCGGCGAGCUGGCAGAAGACACAAGCGCCGACCAGGGGAGCAGCAGCGAGGACUCGCGCAGCGCGGGCACGGGCCAGACCACGACCGGCAGCAGCGGCGACUGCACGUCCUCCGGCCUCGGCACCGGCUUCACGUCCAUCGCGGACGAGGCCUCCUCCAGCGGCGGCGGCGUGCCCAGUCUGUCGUCCCUGGAGGUAAAGCGGAGGGACGGCGGCACGGCCACGAGCAGCAGCGGCGACGGUGGCGGCGGCCGCGGCAACGCCUCCAAUAGCACGGGCAGCGGUGGCGGGAGCGUCGGCAGCGGUGGCGGGAGCGUCGGCGGCAGCGCCGGCGGCAGCGUUGGCAGCGCGGGCGGCAGCGAGGAGGGCCUCGGGGACUACAACAGUGAGGAGGCCGACUGCGAGGGGAGCACGGAUAGCGACGGCAGCCGCGGCUCCAAGAAAAAGAGGCGAAAGCAGUCGGAGUCGACCGCCGCCGCCGCUGCCGCUGCCACCGCUUCCGCGGCAAGCCGGAAGCAACAGCAGGCGCGAGCACGGUCAGUUGCGUUUGGCGGUUGCGGCGGCAGCGAAAGCAACGCAAGAACGCCUCCCUCCGGGCAGGGGCGCCGUCCUUCGCCGAACAGCGGUGGCUCCUCGAACAGCUGCGGCUCCUCCGGGGGGACCCGCAGACAAAAACGGAGGCCGUCGGCCGCGACGUCGUCAAAACGAAGCGGUGGCGCGGAUGGUGCCGCGAAGGCCGCGGAGGCGGACGGGAACGACAGAAGCUCGGCGACCGCGGAGGCGUUGGAAUGGCCGGAGGGUAGCCCCAACCCCGAGCCACGCGAUGCUGCGGUCGCGGCGGCGGCCUCGGCAUCUUCAGCGGGUUCCCGCGAGAAAGACGGUAGCGGUAGAUGACACUGCACAGGCCUGCGUGCGGGUAUAGGUGGCCCGCCCGCAGGCGAUCCCUCUAUCUUGCAGAGGUGGUUUUGCCCCUGAGUGAAGGUUCGAUAGUUAAGAUUGAUUCUUGUUUUUGUCCCCCCUCGUCGUUGUGGACGUGAAUUUGAGCUUUUUAAGCAAAAAGUGGGUGGCGGGGGCUCUGUCGUCGUCCCCCGACACGGUUGGCUGUUUCGUCUUAUAUUGGAGAUCGGUGUGCCAGCGGCACAACACGAUAUUUUUCGUUCUCUCGAUCUCCUGUGUGUGUAAUGGGUGCGAAAGGAAGUUGAGUUCAUAGUUUGGUUCCUCCUACUAAGCAGUUGGGUUGCAAUUGCGGCAUAAAUUUCCUUGUUGCGGACCUGGUGGUCGGUUGGGCAUGCACGGCGGUUAAGCACAACAUCGCCUGUUUUACUUGGAAACCCUUUGGCUUUUCCUUGUCUUCGGCUUUUCCUCGUCUUGCGGGAAAGGGUUAUUGCGUCAACAACCACCUGCCUGUCUGUCAGCGGUGUGGGCAAGGAGGUGUAAGAGUAGAUUUUAACGUUUCCGGGGACGAUCGGUGGAUGUAUGUAUAUAUGUAUUCCGCUUGAGCAAAGGGUUGCAGGAUGUCAUGGUUAAGACGACACCCCCCUGCGCUCAAGUUGACGCUUUCGAUCGGCUUUUUUAGUGUUGGAGUGGGUAGUAACAGGAGGUGUGAAGUUCGUGAAAAACGCAUGAAGAAGUCAGCAAAAGUUAAUACGGUCGUAUCGGCAUGGUUUGGUUCAAUCGUGUUGCCACGGUAGCCUCUUUUUUUUUAAGCUAUCGGAAACGUCGUUGUAAUCCAAGCACGCGCUCUCGCCUCUACAACGCCAAGUCGAACACAG